AUGGAGAAUCCCAACAACAUGAUGGAAUUCAUUCUCUUGGGCAUUACAAAGAAUCCAGAGCUGCAGAAAAUACUCUCUGCUGUGUUUCUAAUCAUGUAUGCAUCCACUGUUUUGGGAAACCUCCUCAUUGUGGUAACUGUGGUCACAAGUCAGCGUCUGAGAUCACCUAUGUAUUUUUUCCUUUCUUCCUUCUCCCUCAUGGAUGCCACCUACUCUUCUGUCAUUGCCCCCAAGAUGAUUGUGGACUCCCUCUCUGAGAGCACUACCAUCUCCCUCAAAGGCUGCAUGGCCCAGCUAUUUGCUGAGCACUUCUUUGGUGGUGUGGGCAUCAUCCUUCUCACUGUGAUGGCCUAUGACCAUUACAUGGCCAUCUGUAAGCCCCUGCACCAUCUGACCAUCAUGAGACCUCAGGUGUGCUACCUGUUGCUGGGAGGAGCUUGGCUGGGGGGGUCCAUGCAUGCAACAAUACAACUUGUCUUCAUAUACCAAAUAUGCUUCUGUGGCCCUAAUGUCAUUGAUCACUUUAUGUGUGAUUUGUUUCCAUUGUUGAAACUGGCCUGCAUGGACACCUGCAUGCUGGGCCUCUUAGUCAUCCUCAACAGUGUGAUGUGUGUGGCCAUCUUCCUUACCCUCAUCGCCUCCUAUGUGGCCAUCCUCUGCUCCCUGAAGUCCGGCAGCUCUGAAGGGUGGCGUAAAGUUCUCUCCACCUGUGGCUCCCACCUCACUGUGGUUGUCAUGUUCUUUGUGCCUUGUAUUUUCUUGUAUGUGAGGCCUGUGGCCACCUACCCCAUAGACAAGGCAAUGGCUGUGUCCUUUACCAUUGUUGCACCCAUGUUAAAUCCCUUGAUUUACACCUUCAGGAAUACAGAGGUGAAAAAGGCUAUGAGGAAACUGUGGAUGAAACAAAGGACCUUGUGUGGUCCUUAA
This is a messenger RNA of Hippopotamus amphibius kiboko, 927 nucleotides long. Its product is annotated as olfactory receptor 4C6-like. Gene Ontology annotation, cellular component: membrane. Gene Ontology annotation, molecular function: olfactory receptor activity; G protein-coupled receptor activity. Lineage: Eukaryota; Metazoa; Chordata; Mammalia; Artiodactyla; Hippopotamidae. The record is from RefSeq and is a predicted model, not a curated record. Gene Ontology annotation, biological process: G protein-coupled receptor signaling pathway.